AUGUCGACACUCAUCUGCUCGCGGGCCUCUGCCCGCAACGCCACGUCCAUGCUCCGAUCAAUUGCGCAAACAAAACAACAACUACCAGCUUUAUCCUCAAGACGACACUUCUCCUCCGCUCUACCAGCAGCAGCAGCAUCAUCAUCCCGAUUCACCCCCGUUUUCCGCCCUACUUGCAUAUCUACCAAAUUCUUCGCUGCUCAGAAACAACAGAAAAUUGCUGUGGCAGCUGCCGCAGCAGGCCGCCGGUUGUUCUCCAUCACUGCCAACCAACAAGCAACCUACAACCAAGUCCGACGUGGAUGCCGCAAAGAGCAGCGCGCGCGCCGUGGACGGUCCCCAGCACUGGCCAAUCGCCCAGAGCUCAAGGGUGUCUGUCUCAAGACUGGUAUCACAAAGCCCAAGAAGCCCAAUUCUGGAGAAAGAAAAACGGCAAGGAUACGUUUGAGUAGUGGGCGUGUGGUGACUGCUUAUAUCCCCGGUGAGGGCCACAAUGUGCAGCAGCACAGUGUCGUUAUGGUUCGAGGUGGGCGUGCGCAGGAUUGUCCUGGUGUGAAGUAUCACCUUGUUAGAGGAGCUUUGGAUUUGGGUGGUGUUGCAACUCGAUUGACUAGUCGAUCAAAGUAUGGUACAAAGAAGCCAAAGGCCGACUAG
This is a messenger RNA of Talaromyces rugulosus, 654 nucleotides long. RefSeq lists its product as uncharacterized. Gene Ontology annotation, biological process: translation. Gene Ontology annotation, molecular function: structural constituent of ribosome. The transcript is spliced from 2 exons. Bases 1 to 654 code for a protein of 217 amino acids. Gene Ontology annotation, cellular component: ribosome; small ribosomal subunit. Lineage: Eukaryota; Fungi; Ascomycota; Eurotiomycetes; Eurotiales; Trichocomaceae. The record is from RefSeq and is a predicted model, not a curated record.